AUGUGCGCCGAUUCCUGCAAGCUGGAGAUAUGGCUUGACUGCCGGUUCUCUGGUACCGAUGGGCCUGCGCCUCUGGCCUGUGACCGCCGCCUUCUUUACAGCGGUGCGACGCCAGGAAAGCGCGACCUCGUGUGUGGUGCCGGAGGACGCGUUGAGGAUUGCGAUGGCAAAGAAAUGGGUGUUCUGUUCAUCGGAUCUGGAGGAGAGGUUCAUAAGCAUGCCCUUGAGAUAAUGGGGCACGUUGAGUGGGUUAUCCUGCAGGCUGACUCUCUGGUUCCAUCGGGGGCUUUGUUGGCUGCUAGCAGCAGGCAUGGAACACGGCUGGCCGUGGUACUUAGCAACGAGCAACAUCUGGAGGAUUUCGAACCAGCCCUGGCAAGGACCGGUGCGCUGGUGGUUUCUGACGACGCUUUGCUCAACAAGGCCAUGGUGAAGCGUAUGGCGAUGAACAAAUCGGAGUCCCCGAUGCUGAACACAGUGUGUGGCGGCAUCUUUUUACCCGCUGCUGAAGAAUUGAAGCUGGUCACUGUGGAGUCCGUGGAAGUUGUCAGCGGCGAGGCGGACAGAGUCUACUUGGACAUGAUCAGCAUGCUGCAAGACGGUGAGGGUGCGCUGGUGGGGUCCACGGCCAAAGCUCUUUGUUUCAUCCAUGCUGACUCGGGAGGGCGUGCGUUCAGAAUAAACGCGGGUCCUGUACAUGCAUACGUCGCCCUUCCUGAUGGACGCACCAAGUAUCUGAGUGAUGUGGAAGCCGGCGAUCAGAUCUUGAUGGUGGACUUGGGGAGGGGAGGCGGAGGAGCACCUGCCAGCCGCAGUGUAAAUGUGGGUCGAUGCCAAGUGGAGCGGCGACAAGUUGCCCGGAUUCGCUUGCACUUCGACGGAGAGCACAGUCAACUUUUCCUAGAGUGGACGGACACCGUUCGCCUUCAUGGUCGGCAUGCGUCUGAAGAUGCAUGCUACCCGCUGCCAAUCACGCAGCUUCGAGCAGGCGAUGAGAUAUUGGUCCACUGGGCAAGUACAAGCCCCUCUCGAGCUGUACAUGCCGUGCAUUCGAUACCGUCCGAGAAGUAG
Molecule: messenger RNA, 1071 nt
Organism: Symbiodinium pilosum
Lineage: Eukaryota; Dinophyceae; Suessiales; Symbiodiniaceae
Source: the annotation of a GenBank genome assembly